Molecule: messenger RNA, 1809 nt
Organism: Conger conger (European conger)
Lineage: Eukaryota; Metazoa; Chordata; Actinopteri; Anguilliformes; Congridae
Product: olfactomedin-4-like
Exons: 5
Coding region: 82-1494 (470 amino acids)
Biological process (GO): signal transduction
Source: RefSeq, a predicted model, not a curated record
UGGUGACGUUCCCAUGUGGGAAUGUGGAUGAUACAGUAGGCUCUCUACUCCAGAAUCAGUUGCUCUCUCCUCUCGCCAGCCAUGAAGACCUUGCAUGUCUACGUCGUGAUGGCCACUGCGAUCCUCUCUGUCAGGACACAGGUGACAAAGGGGGCUGAGAAAACCAAGGAAUGCAUCUGUGAGUUGAAUAAUUCUGGGCUAACCUUCCCCACCCGCCGACUGCAGAAUGUCAUGUCUGGUGCCACUGACUGCACACAAAAGAUCACCACUCAGCAGAUGUCAGAGGUGGACAUUCUCAUGGACAAACUGCACCACCGCCUGCGGCAGCUGGAGCAGGAUGUGGUCGACCUGGAGCAGGAGGACGACGGGUCUUCCCAGCAAGGGGACCUCUACAUGGCAGUGUCGCUGCGCAUCAUCGAGAUCGAGCUGGCCGAGAUCCUGGACCUCGUUUCAAAGCUGAACACCACCACCGCUGGCCACCAGGGCCUGAGUAAAGACAUCAGCAUAAAGUUGAAGAACAUGAAUACAGAGAUGGAGUCUCUGGAGAAGUUUGACCACACACAGAUUGUACAGAAACAGAAGCAGAACCAGGUGUUGAUGAAGGCCCUGACAAAAUGCCAGGCUGACAUGCUGGUGACUGUGGCCCCGCCCGUUAUACCUGUGCCAGGAAACUGUUUCCGUGGUAACCUGCUAAACGUGACUGGUCCCAGUACCUACACCGUCACUGAAUAUGGGACGUCGUAUGCCUUCGGUGCCUGGGGUCGCGACCCCAAGCCUGCCAAAGGGAAGGAGGAUUGGUACUGGCUGGUGGCCCUGACCAGCAGCAACAUCUACGCCAACUACAUCCGCUGGUACAGCAGCCACAGCGCGAUCGUGGUAGGCGUGAAGGCUGAGGACGUCCUCAUCUCCUCAUCGAACCCCACGACCAACACGGUGCAGGGUCCCAACGUGGCCAUGUACGAGAACGCCCUCUACUACAGCUGCUACAACUCGCCCACCCUGUGCCGCUUCAACAUGACGGCCCGCACCAUCACCACCACCGCCCUGACCGACGCCGGGCACAACAACAAGUUCCCCUUCUGCCACCUCGGCACGUGCUACGGCUACACCGACGUGGACGUGUCCACCGACGAGUCGGGCCUCUGGGUGGUGUACGCCACGCCCGAAAAUUUCGGGAACGUGGUCCUGAGCAAGGUGGAGGUCAACGGCACUGCGAGCCUGGGCCGCACCUGGCGCACCUCCCUGCACAAGCGGACGGUGAGCAACACCUUCGUGGCCUGCGGCGUCCUGUACGCCACGCGCUACCUGGACAAGUACAACGAGGAGAUCUUCUACUCGUUGGACACGGUCUCAGGGCUGGAGCGGUACGACGUGGGGCUGCGCAUCAAGAAGAUGACCGACAACAUCCAGUCGCUCAACUACAGCCCCUGCGACCAGAAGCUGUACGCGUACAGCGACUCGUACGUUCUCACGUACCAGGUCGUCUUCGGAUGAGCCGCAGCCCACAACAUCGCUGCACCCGCACUGCGCAUCAUACGCUUACUGACCGAAUGUUAAUGUUCACAGGUAUCCAUAAGUGUUUUGAAAUUACGCUUCUGCUAGUCGAAACUGCGUGAAAAAUGUGAGUGAUAUAUGUGUUGCAUUUCCAAAGCCUUUCACAUUGUUCCUGGAAUCAUGAAAUUGUAUGAGAUAAGUUAAAUGAGGAAAUAAAAAACCAUUUACUUGCCGCAUCCCAGUUUUUUCAUACAUUUCAUCUGAAUUUCUGGAAGGCACUGAUGAAUUAUUCAAAUAAAAGUGUUUUUAAUUCUA